AUGAAAGGUGAAUCGGAAUUGAAUUUGCCCAGUGCCGACCAAAUCAAGCUCAUUGUAUGCGAUGUUGACGGGACAUUGCUAGACAGAAACCAUAAUUUUCAUGAACGAAAUUAUAGAGCAUUAGAAUAUUUACGAAAACAGGAUCCCGAAUUACCUAUCGUACUAGCGACUGGCCGGCAGCGUUCUUCUGUCAGUAAUAUUCGAGAACCAUUGGAAUUGGAUGCAUUUCCGUGUAUCCACCUGAAUGGUUGCGUAGUAUAUAACCAGGGCGAAUUAUUUUCUCAAGUAGGACUUUCAAAAGAAUUGGUGUACUCCAUAUUUUCAAAUGUCUUGGAAUAUGAUACUACGGCCGUAUUGGCGUAUGAUCACAAUAUGGUAUACCCAUUGAAAAACGAUUCCGAAAGCGGUGGUAUUCGAUUUCUGAAGGAUGCUGGUGAAGUUCUUGGAUUAGAGACUCCAGAUAAAACUAUCUUAGAACGAGUCAUUUCUAAUGAGCUACCAGUAACCAAAUUGGCAAUUUAUGAAAAGAACCAUGAACGGUUCACUAAAAUUAAGGAAUCUCUCAUGAGAAAUGAUCAGGAAGAAUACACGGUAACUCAAAGUAUGCCCUUUAUAGUUGAAGUUAUUCCUUCUUCUGCAAACAAAGCAACCGGGUUGACCAAUAUUUUGACCAAAAUAUAUCCUCAUAUUCACCUAGAUGAAGUUUUAAGCUUUGGAGAUGCUCAAAACGAUGUUUGCGUGUUUGAGAUUACCGGACAUUCCGUCUGUAUUCGCAAUGGCAUGCCUGCCGCCAUUCAAGCAGCAAAGUAUAUCUCUAGUUCCCCAAACCAUGAAGGUGCAGUUGGCGAAGUAUUAGAGCAUAUUUACAAAAUUCCUCCAUAUUACUGA
This is a messenger RNA of Schizosaccharomyces osmophilus, 888 nucleotides long. It is a transcript of the gene odr1, whose product is annotated as HAD superfamily hydrolase. The transcript has a single exon. NCBI's taxonomy places the organism in Eukaryota, Fungi, Ascomycota, Schizosaccharomycetes, Schizosaccharomycetales, Schizosaccharomycetaceae. The record is from RefSeq and is a predicted model, not a curated record. Gene Ontology annotation, molecular function: magnesium ion binding; phosphatase activity. The coding region runs from base 1 to 888 and encodes 295 amino acids. Gene Ontology annotation, cellular component: cytosol.